Molecule: messenger RNA, 438 nt
Organism: Penicillium subrubescens
Lineage: Eukaryota; Fungi; Ascomycota; Eurotiomycetes; Eurotiales; Aspergillaceae
Exons: 1
Coding region: 1-438 (145 amino acids)
Source: RefSeq, a predicted model, not a curated record
AUGUCACUGAUAUCCUUUUCACAGCGACCCAACGCCACCAGCGUGAUUGUGGCCGUGUGCCGGCCUCUUCGGGCUGGUCAACAAAGCCUUUGGACUCUGAUGUUGGAGAACAAAUAUGAAUACUGUGUGUACCAUCCUCCACGGUUCUUCGGGCGCGAUGUUUACAACGGUUCCCUUCUAGUUCCGUGGGGAAAGAUCCAUUGCGGAUCUAUCCCAAACAGGGACCUCGGUCAUGCCAUCAGAUUGAUCGAUGAGAUGAUGCAAGGCCCGUUGGUUCCUGGCGAUAACAGCCCGGACUGGGUGGCCAGCAAUUUGUCUAAGCUGUCCUCCUCAUGCUCGCUAGACCUCGAUUUCGGGGUCGCAGAGAGCCUCCGAUUCAAAAAGGGCGAGCGACUGCCUGGACUUUCGGAUGGUACCGGCUCCAAGAAGAAGCCUUGA